This is a messenger RNA of Triticum dicoccoides, 2227 nucleotides long. RefSeq names its product serine/threonine-protein kinase 33-like. The record is from RefSeq and is a predicted model, not a curated record. Gene Ontology annotation, molecular function: ATP binding; protein kinase activity. The transcript is spliced from 7 exons. The coding region runs from base 348 to 2099 and encodes 583 amino acids. NCBI's taxonomy places the organism in Eukaryota, Viridiplantae, Streptophyta, Magnoliopsida, Poales, Poaceae. Gene Ontology annotation, biological process: protein phosphorylation.
UAUCAUAAUAUGAUAUUUGAUUUUUUUUAUUUAAUUUCAUAACAUCUUAUCAAAAUUGUCUAGUUGGCAUGCAUGAUACUAGCUAUGAUACUAUCAUUACGACCAGCCUGAUCAUUCAUCAUCCUGCUAAAAAGGGAACCCGUGUGGACCGUUGACUCACACGUAGAGACUGUUGACUCACGCGUACAGAGAUAAGGAAGAAAUGAGUGUUCGUUCCCGUUCCCGUUCCCCUUCCCAGCCCAGACUCCAGAUCUAAAGCCAGCCAGGGUUUCACGUCUCCGGGGAGGAGCAACCAGUUCGGCUGGCCGAUCUCCUUGGACCUAUCUAUCUCCAGCUGUGUAGCAGAAAUGGCGGAUCAAGAAGCUGAAUUUGGAGCGCUGGAGCGCAAAAUGGGUGAUGAAAGUGCAGAGCCGACCAGGCUACCAUAUUCACUCAUAAAGUCCAUUACCGGCAAUUUCUCCCGAGAAAUUGGUCGUGGUGGGUUUGGAGUUGUUUACCUGGGAGACCUUCCAAGUGGCAAGGUUGCUGUCAAGAAGCUUUCCAUAUCGCAAGAUUUUUCGGAUCAGUUAUUUCAGGAUGAGGUCCACUGUCUAAUGAGGGUAAAGCACAACAAUAUAGUGAGAUUCCUCGGCUAUUGUUCAGAUACACAAGGGGAACUGGUGGAACACGACGGAAAAAAAGUUAUGGCAGAGGUACGGCAAAGGUUGCUCGUCUUUGACUACGCUCCUAACGGAAGCCUUCAGCUUUAUCUUACAGAGGAAACAAUUGAAUGGACAAGGCGAUAUCAAAUGAUCAAGGGAAUCUGCCAUGGUUUGCAAUAUCUACACAAAGAACGCAUUAAUCAUCUGGACCUCAAACCUGAAAAUGUUCUGCUGGAUGCUUACAUGGAACCCAAAAUUACCGACUUUGGCUUGUCAAGAUGGUUUCAUGAAGGACAGUCCAGAAUUUUCACAAAAAGCACUCCUGGCACAAGGGGAUAUAUUGCACCAGAAAUCAUAGACAAGGGUGAAAUAUCAUUCAAGUCAGACAUAUUCAGUUUCGGCAUUGUAUUCAUAAAGCUGUUAACAGGGAGUGACAACUACGAUUUUGAAAAUUGGCAUAAAUCAAUAGACGUGAAGAGCCCUCAAAUGGAGUGCUGCAUUGAGAUAGCUCGAAAAUGUGUGGACACUGAUCAACACAAAAGACCUUCAAUAGACGAGAUAAUUCAUAAGCUGAAUGAGAUGGGCAGUGCUGAAGAAUCAAGAGAUGACCCAGGGUCUUCAAUACAGCAGGUAAGUGGCGCAUCCACCAUGAAGGAGCUUCCUCCAUCAAUGCCUUGUGUGGACAACCAAGAAGGUGAAAAGGUCAAAAGGGAACUCAAUAAGAUGGAUCCUACGCCACAGGGGCCUGCGGGCCUCAAGAUGCCGCCAGCUCUUCUACAGCCAGUUAUUAUUAAACCAAUGCCGCCACCGUUUGAGGUCAUGCAACCAUCGGCACAACGAAUGGGGGAUCCAUACGACCACAGCGACACAUCCGAUGAUUUGUAUGAUGACUCCGAUGACGACCCCGAAUGUUUCUGCGUGGAUGACCCUAGGAGAGUUUCCCAGCAAUGGAGGCGUCAUAACCGCGGCCUCGUCGACAAGGCCAGGCCAGCAAAUGCUGGAGGCGGCGAUCAAGACAGGAGGACUAACUUAGUCAAGGGAGAAAUAUCUCCAAUCAGCAGGAACCAGCCGAGUCAGGGGAAGAUGGGCAACAUAACCAGCGUCCCAACCAUCGCCAACCAUAGGCCAAUGGCUGGAAAUGGAAUGCUUCCUGAGCAGGUCAUGAUGAGGUAUCCUAACACAAUGGACGUUAGGCCGUGGUCGGUGCCAUUCCCCCUACAGGGUGGUCAUGGAGGUGAGGGCAGCGCGCUGUCCGGACGGGAGGUGCUGCAGGUUGCUGCGGUGGCACAAAACUCCAUUGCGCUGCAGCAGCAGCAGCACAUGGCGUUGAUGCGUCAGCAGCAGCACCACCAGCACCAGCAGCACAUGGCUUUCUAUCUACUGUUGUUUCUGUUCUUGCUUCUGCUUACUAUUAUCGUCAUUGUCAUCGUCAUUCUUACUUUCAAGAAACGGGGGUAGGGCUGGGUAAAUCGUUGCAGAUUAUCUGAACUUGUAUUUUGAUACAGAAAAGGUUGAGAAUAUUUGGAUUUGGUUCAUUCCAUCGGGAACAACAAUUUGUUGAAAUAUAUAAGUUCUACCCCAUUAUG